Cladocopium goreaui is the source of this 1502-nucleotide messenger RNA. Lineage: Eukaryota; Dinophyceae; Suessiales; Symbiodiniaceae. The record is from the annotation of a GenBank genome assembly.
UCUCGGCCGUCAGCCACAUGGUGCCUUCACCUGUCAGUGGGAGCUCGUUGAAGCGCUCUUCAUUUCAAGCUGGCUUUGAUAUUGUAGCCUUGGCAAAAAGAGUCCUUCGAUGGCCACACCAGUCCAACACCAGCGUUGGAGCAGCAGAGUCAGCAGAGUUUUUGGAACUAAAAAAAAACCCAAAGAUCUUCCUCGUGGUGGGCGAAUGUGGAGAUGGCAAGUCCACAUUGAUCAAUGCCCUGCGGGAUCCGCUGCGCAGUGGCGAGCCCAAGGCGGGUCUCUGUUCGCGUGGCGUCACCAAGAACAUUGAGGCCUUCGUUGGCUUGCCAAUUGAGGGCGUGCAGGUCGACUAUCUGGACACCCCAGGGGUUGGAGACAUGGAUGUGACACCAAUGAAGGUCUUGACUUUGAUCGAGCAAGAGCUCAUGAGUGAUCAGAUCAACGGAACAGAUGCCAUUGACGGAGUCAUUGUGACCACACCAGUCCCUGAUGGUCGUGUGAAACUGGGGGCACAAGUGGUGCAGCUGUUGGUAGAACACGGCUUUUUGGGCGAGGACAAGUGGGAGAACAUCAUCCUGGUGGGUACGAAACGUGACCGUGCCACUCCAGAAGAGCUCGAACUCUUUGGCACAGAUCGCGUCGAUGAGGACGGGCAGCCGGUUGGUAUCGCUGCGCAGUUCUUUGCCAUGGCCCCGAAUAGAAGAGGCACAUUCGUGACCACUGCAAAAGACGAUUAUGAAGAGCUUCGAAAGGCAAUCGCAAAUCUGCCCGAGAUUAAAGUCCGCUAUUCGACUCCAGACACGUCCAUGAUGGCAGCAGUGCUCAGUGAAAAACUUGGUGUCAGCAAGGAGAUCUUUCAGAAGGAGCUGGAAGAGUCACGAAGAGAGCUGGAGCGACGUCUGGACGCAGCGCAUGAGGAGAAGGAAAGGUUGAAAGCGCUGUAUGAGGAAAGGACGCAGAUGCUGCGUGGCCAAUUGGAGCAGCUGCAAUUGCAAUGCCAAGAUACGGGUCGAAGAGAACAGCAACAGAAGCUGCAGGAGCGGCUGGAGAUACUUGAGUCGCAAAGCCGCGUGAUGCCGAGCGAGAGGGAUAAAUUGCAGAAGGAGAAAGAGCUUUUGCAAGCAGAAAUAGAAAAGCAUAGACAAGAACGGGAGAACGAGCAGCGCAUGAACAGGUUGCAAAUGCAACAGCUUGAAGAGAAACAGGCUGAAGUCCAGGCCUUAAUGGACCAAGCUGCCUCCCGGGCACGAAAUUACAACUUUCCGAGUGGCGUGACUUCGCUGGACGCCUUCCAGCAACAUCUCCAGCAAAGCUGCCUUCAUCCUCGCAAGCGGCGUUGGGCCAACGGCCACGGCAGAGGUGUGAAAUGUGUCGACUGCAAGAAGGAUUUGUGAAGUGGGGCAGACUGGGGCAGACUGGGGCAGCCGUGUCAGAUCAUGGCAGGGGUUGAACUUGGGGUGCAUUUUGUGCGACUAGUUUGACGCGCAGAAUGUGGGGGAAAA